UCUGUGUGUCUCCAGAUAACCUUCUACGAGGAGCAAAACUUCCAAGGCCGGCACUACGAGUGCGAGGGCGACUGCUCAGAGAUGCACGAGCACCUGGCGCGCUGCAACUCCAUCAAGGUGGACAGCGGCUGCUGGAUGGCCUACGAGAAGCCCGACUACAUGGGCUACCAGUACAUGCUGAACAAGGGCGAGAACAAGGGAGAGUACCCUGACCUGCAGCACUGGGCAGCCUUCAACGACCGCAUCCGUUCCUGUCGCAUGGUACCAUCGUACAGCGGCAAGUACCACAUCAAGCUGUUUGAGGGCUCGGACUUCCGCGGGGCGGCCAAGGAGCUGACGGAGGACUGCCCCGACCUGACGGAGCACGUGCCCAGCCGCAGCGUGUCCUCGGUGGAGGUGAGCGAUGGCUACUGGACGCUGCAUGAGCAUUCGCACUACCGCGGCCGCCAGUUCUUCCUGCAGCCGGGCCAGUACCGCCGCUUCCACGAGUGGGGCAGCACCCAGCCCUACUUCGGAUCCAUCAAACGCCUCACCGACCUCGCCUGAGAUGGGACACUGUCGACCCGGCGAUGACAAAAGGCUGCUGCCGGUGUGAAACGAUAUCUGGUGUGC
Molecule: messenger RNA, 612 nt
Organism: Engraulis encrasicolus (European anchovy)
Lineage: Eukaryota; Metazoa; Chordata; Actinopteri; Clupeiformes; Engraulidae
Gene: crygmx
Product: crystallin, gamma MX
Exons: 3
Biological process (GO): lens development in camera-type eye; visual perception
Molecular function (GO): structural constituent of eye lens
Source: RefSeq, a predicted model, not a curated record